Messenger RNA from Peromyscus leucopus (white-footed mouse), 976 nucleotides. It is a transcript of the gene Ifne, whose product is annotated as interferon epsilon. The record is from RefSeq and is a predicted model, not a curated record. Gene Ontology annotation, cellular component: extracellular region. Bases 160 to 738 code for a protein of 192 amino acids. Lineage: Eukaryota; Metazoa; Chordata; Mammalia; Rodentia; Cricetidae. Gene Ontology annotation, biological process: cytokine-mediated signaling pathway; T cell activation involved in immune response; defense response. The transcript has a single exon. Gene Ontology annotation, molecular function: type I interferon receptor binding; cytokine activity.
AAAACCUAAGACGUUGACGUGGGGAAAUGACACACAAGGAAGCAGAGGCAGCAGAAAUAAUGCUGUCCAUCAUAAUCUGAGAUAGAUGAAAGGCCAGCAUUGCCUAGAACUGGAGUUUCACAAGGUGAGCACAGAGAGCGGGGGUUUUUGUCCUUCACCAUGAUCCACAAACAGCUCCCUGAAAUGGUGCUGCUGCUGUUGGCUUCUUGCACUGUCUCCUCCCUAGACUCGAAACUGAUUCUCUUCCAAUCAAGAAUGGAUGGAGAAAGUCUACAGCUACUGAAGGCUUUGCCAAUCUCAUCCAGCCAGCAGUGUCUAGCACACAGGAAAAAUUUCCUGCUUCCUUGGCAGCCUGUGAGUCAUCACCAGUACCAAAAGGGACAUGCCCUGGCUGUUCUGCACGAGAUCCUCCAGCAGACCUUCAAUCUCUUCCAGACACAUGUUUCUCUGGGCAUUUGGGAGGAAAGCUGUGUAGAGAGGGUCUUAGCUGCGCUUCACCGACAGCUGACAUCCGUGGAGUCACUAGCUGGGCUAAAAGCAGAGCAGAAGAGAGGGGGCUCGAGCGUGCAGAGCCUUAGGUUACGGAUUAAAGCAUACUUCAGGAGGAUCCACGAUUACCUGGAAAGCCAGAGGUACAGCAGCUGUGCCUGGAUCAUUGUCCAGGUAGAACUCAACCGCUGUAUGGUCUUUGUGUUCAGGCUCACGGGAUGGCUGAGCAAACAAGAACUAGACCCUUGAACACUGUGAAGCAAGAGCCAACAAUGGGUUUUAAAAGCAUAGGUUGGUGGCAGAGUGAGAGGCGAUCUCUGAGCAUUCCGGUUUCUUCUUUGGGCUGCAUUGCUUUGCUUCUGCGGGUCUUUAACUGUGUCUGAAGAUUGCAUGAGUUGGCCACAGUUGUUUUCAUUUUGCCAUGCUGUGUUAUGUUUUCUACCAAUUUUAAUUUAUUUGAGAAUUAAAAUGAAUUCAUGGAAAUUUU